AAAUGAAUUCAUGAUCCGAAAGCUUUCGGAGAACUGCAAAUGUCUUUCCCACAAUCCUUAGAAUGAUUUGGAAAAAAGCUUGAAAGGUCAUUAGCCUGGAUUAAUUGAAGAUCAAUUCGAAUACUUGAUGGUUGAAUACAUUCAGGAUUAACACCGGUCAGCCUUUUGUGGAAUUUGAGAAGUUACUGAUGCUCUUUUGAAGAUUUGUUUAUUUUGCGAUUGUAGGUCAUUGACUUCGAAAACAGUUCUCAUUUAUGAACAGGUCAAUGCAAAAUGUUCUCUCUAUAUUGAUUUCAAGAUAAUCGAAAUCGUGGAAAAAAUUAAAGACGAAAAGAGAGAAUUUAGAAUCCAGGAAUAAACCGAAGGAAAUUGGCAACAACCGUUAAAAGUUGUAAAGUUAGCAAACUUAUCGCGUCUUUGACUCAAUAAGAAAUGAUUGACGAUAUUAAAAUCUAGCGAUAGAUAUUUGAUCAAAAGAACUUUUCAACAGGUCUGCGAGGUAGUAAACCCUAGAAACCCUAGCACCAAAAGUAUUUACAACCUUAAAACAUGUCAUCCCCCUUGUCGGUCAGAGUACGUCACGUGACAACCGGAGGCAGUGACGUCACAUCUUCUUCGUCCUCCCCGCUAGACCAACAGCGCCAUCACCAUCAACACCACCACUCGACAAUGGAGUCGUCUUCGGAUGACAUCGAAGAAGUGAAUAGCACCAGGGCAGCCGCGGGGGAACAGGGGGAAGUGAUGGUGGAAGUGGAUGUUGAGGGGGAGGGGGAGGAGGAGGAUAAUGAAAGUGUUCUUCUACCCCCAGCCCCCCAGCCUGUCAUCAUCAGAGGCACGGGCUCCGUCACCAUUUUCGGCUUGAGUAACCGCUUCGACACAGAAUUCCCUCAAGCACUGCAUGCUAAACUAGCACAGGAGGAGUUCAGACAGACGAUGGGCGAAGUGAACGAAGUUUUGAGACGCACUAUGCCUCUCAACUUCAGGUGGCUGCUAUGUGGCUGUGUCUGCUGCUGUUGUACUUUAGGAUGUUCCCUAUGGCCUGUUAUAUGUCUGAACAAACGAACUAGAAACACAAUCACAAAGGUGCUAGACAAAGAGAACCAGCGUCUAUAUCGAAAGUUGGGAAUGCGAUGGCAACUGAGCAAACAGCGCUGUGAAAACCACAACAUGACAGAAUAUGUGCUCAAGAUUUGCUUUCUGCCCAAGUGGCAAGUUCUUAGACCAGACUGAUCUUUCUUCCCCAGUCAGUCCCCCACCCAACCGCCACACCCUCUGUUCUCGCUCUACAUUCGUCCCGUGCAAUCAAUUAUCAAGACUACUCUUUUCAAUAUGCAACCGAGAAAUCACCACACCAACUCAAAAUUACCUUCCAAAUUAUAGGAGCGAAAUGAAUAUGAAAACUCAUAUAAUUUUUAUAUAAAGAAUGGCGCAAAUCAAGGCCUGCUUUUGCAAAUGAAUGAAACUUGAAUUGGAGUAUGAACCAAUCAAUAUGUUUGCUUUAUUUUAUCGCACUAGAAUAUUUUAGUGUGAUAUACUAAAAGUCUUUUGCAAAUAUUCUUGGGUUAAAUUUUUGUUCAAUAUUCUUGAGAGUCAUUUAUAUUUUCAGUUGAAAGGGUCAAAAUAAACGUUUUUGUUUAUA
Messenger RNA from Symsagittifera roscoffensis, 1639 nucleotides. RefSeq names its product cysteine-rich hydrophobic domain-containing protein 2-like. The record is from RefSeq and is a predicted model, not a curated record. Lineage: Eukaryota; Metazoa; Xenacoelomorpha; Acoela; Convolutidae. The transcript is spliced from 5 exons. Bases 550 to 1230 code for a protein of 226 amino acids.